Molecule: messenger RNA, 216 nt
Organism: Nematocida major
Lineage: Eukaryota; Fungi; Microsporidia
Exons: 1
Source: RefSeq, a predicted model, not a curated record
AACAGCGAGAAGACAAUAACAGUUUUUGACGGAAAAAAAAAGCAUCUUCUGACAGUCCCCGUUAGAAUGACGUCAAUUCACUCCGAGAAAAGCAAAAAAGUCUUCAUUUUCGUGGACCCAGAGACAGGGCUGCUGUACAGAAUACGCCUGGCCACAGAAAAGGACGCAGGGAACUUGAGAAGGGCCUGCGCCUUGGAUGAUGCCCUGGAGAAAUAA